Messenger RNA from Cryptomeria japonica (Japanese cedar), 834 nucleotides. RefSeq names its product putative F-box/FBD/LRR-repeat protein At5g22610. Gene Ontology annotation, molecular function: protein binding. The transcript has a single exon. Bases 1 to 834 code for a protein of 277 amino acids. The record is from RefSeq and is a predicted model, not a curated record. NCBI's taxonomy places the organism in Eukaryota, Viridiplantae, Streptophyta, Pinopsida, Cupressales, Cupressaceae.
AUGGCAGACCAAGAUAUUUGCAGGUUGAGCGAAUUACCAGAAAGCUUAGUCUACUCUGACAUCCUCUCACGCCUCUCUCUAAGUGAUGUUGUACGCUCUUCGAUUCUCUGCAGUCAAUGGCGAUACAAUUGGACAAGAAUUCCCUAUCUUCAUUUCUCUCCUCACUUUUUCACCCACAUGAGGUGGUCUGUAAGGCGUCGUGGUAUUCUCGGUCGAGAAGCUAUUACACAUAUCAAAGAGACGAUGGAGCAUAUUCUUAUCAACCACAAAGCCCCUCUUGAAUGCUUUCUGUUGUACAUCCCUAACAAGUUUUUCAGGAAUGGUUUGUCCAGAAGAUUCAUCGAAGCAAUGGACAUUAAGGAAUGCAUUGACACUGUAGCCCAAAAAGGAGUGGAACGGAUGUUUCUUGAAGCCGUUGCCCAUCCAUGGCAGAAGAAAGUGUCUCUACCCGUUACUAUUUUCGGUUGCAAAACCCUUCUACACUUGCAACUCGUAGGUUUCAUCUUUCCAGAAAUUCCUACCCUAGUUGAAAAUUUCAAGUUGCUGAGGGUUUGUGUGUUAGCUAAUAUUCAAAAUUUGACAGAGCACAGGCUCCAGAGACUUGUGGAAUUAUGCACUGUUCUUGAGAAAUUGGUGCUUGUAAGUUGUCAAGAGUUCAUUCAUUUGAAAAUCCAAGCAACCAAUCUCAACUGUUUGAUUUUAGCAGGUUGUUCUUCUCUGGAAUCCUUGACAGCAAACUGUCCACAAUUACUCCUACUCAAAACAAGGAAAGUUUUGAAGUUGCAGGAAUUGCAGAUAAAUUCUUAUAGUUUGGUUGAGCUCAAUAUAAACUAA